AUGUCUUCUCAGCAUGCUGUGCCAGCCACACCUCGAGUCGUCUCGCCGUCGCCCACACCAUCGGACACUCCGAGCAGCAGAAAUGAAUACUUCGCUCCCGUGACGCGCUCAGCAGCUCGGCGACAACGACUGAGCAAUAGCGCUCAGUCAGUUCUCAAAGAGGAUAGUAAUAGCAAUGGAGAUGCAGUUGCACGAAAUACGUCUUCGCAACCUAGGACAACUCCGAGAAGGCGUGGAUCCAAUAGCAACAACACCACGAAAAAGCCCUCGACAUCGCCAGUGGUCAGGUCGCAGCCUCUAAGCGCAAAUGGAAAGCUAUCUCCAAACGGCUACCUUUCUCCGUACGCCAACCUGCAAGACCGCUGGCGGGACUUGUCGCGAUCUCCAUCACCCUUGGGGCUCAUUCCAUUGCAUCAAAACUAUCGCACUUUCAUCCACAAGCAUGAAAUCCCCCGCAAACUGCUACAUGUAUCGAUUGGAUUUGUGACCUUGGAGUUUUUCCGGCGCGGUAUACAAACAUUCGAAAUCACGCCUUGGUUGCUUUCUGCUCUUAUCCCCAUAGCUGCUAUAGACGUGCUCCGACAUCGAUCCGAACGCGUCAAUCAGUUAUAUAUCCGGCUAAUGGGCGCGCUUAUGCGAGAGUCCGAGGUCCGCGGCUAUAAUGGCGUCAUCUGGUAUCUUCUAGGCGCGUACAUUGUGCUGCGUGCCUUUCCCAAGGAUAUCGGUGUCAUGGGUGUCCUGCUGCUGAGUUGGUGCGAUACCGCUGCUUCCACCUUUGGUCGCUUGUAUGGUCGUUACACCAUCCACUUGCGCACUGGAAAGAGUCUAGCUGGCACAGCAGCAGCAUUCCUUACGGGCGUUGUGACCGCCCUCCUCUUCUGGGGCGUGUUUAUCCCCAGCGUUGGACCUUUUCCCAACGACCCCCAAAAUACUUAUAUGUUCACGGGUCAUCUUGAUUACUUCCCGGAAUCCGUCAGGAAUCUGGUUGGUUGGCCAACUGGCACUGGCACUGGCACUGGCAGUAGUGUCAUCACCGGCUCGUUAGCAUUGGGUGUUAUGAGCAUUGUCUCCGGCAUUGUUGCUGCUGGGAGUGAGUUUGUAGACCUGUUUGGAUGGGAUGACAAUUUUACCAUACCCGUUCUGAGCGGCCUUGGGUUCUGGGGGUUUCUUAAGAUUUUCGGUUGA
Molecule: messenger RNA, 1185 nt
Organism: Talaromyces atroroseus
Lineage: Eukaryota; Fungi; Ascomycota; Eurotiomycetes; Eurotiales; Trichocomaceae
Exons: 1
Coding region: 1-1185 (394 amino acids)
Biological process (GO): phosphatidic acid biosynthetic process
Cellular component (GO): endoplasmic reticulum membrane
Molecular function (GO): ATP-dependent diacylglycerol kinase activity
Source: RefSeq, a predicted model, not a curated record